This is a messenger RNA of Pestalotiopsis fici W106-1, 930 nucleotides long. RefSeq lists its product as uncharacterized. The transcript is spliced from 6 exons. The record is from RefSeq and is a predicted model, not a curated record. Bases 1 to 930 code for a protein of 309 amino acids. NCBI's taxonomy places the organism in Eukaryota, Fungi, Ascomycota, Sordariomycetes, Amphisphaeriales, Sporocadaceae. Gene Ontology annotation, cellular component: cytosol. Gene Ontology annotation, molecular function: aldose reductase (NADPH) activity.
AUGUCAGCUACACCUUCCUUCAAACUCAACACUGGUGCAGAGAUUCCUGCUGUGGGCCUUGGAACCUGGCGGUCCGAGCCUGGCGAAGUGCGCAAAGCAGUCGCGCACGCUCUCAAGGAUGGCUACCGACACAUUGACGCGGCUUUAAUCUACGGAAACGAGCACGAAGUUGGCCAGGGCAUCAAGGACAGCGGGAUCCCGCGCAAAGACAUAUUCAUCACCAGCAAACUGUGGAACACGCACCAAACCAAUGCCGAAGAGGGCCUGCAAAAGACCCUGGAUGCUCUGGGCACAGAUUACCUCGACCUUUAUCUCAUUCACUGGCCCGUUCGCCUCGUGCCCAAUGAGACAAGUGACCUGCUUCCCACAAACCCCGACGGAACACGCUCAGUAGACAGAUCCUGGGACCAGGGCGAGACAUGGCGCCAGAUGGAGGAUCUGUACAAGUCGGGCAAAGUAAAGGCCAUUGGCGUCGCCAAUUGGUCAAUUGACUACCUCGAGAAGUUGCGCAAGACCUGGAAGAUCGUGCCCGCCGUGAAUCAGGUUGAGCUUCACCCCUACUUGCCUCAGCACGAGCUCGUAGAGUACUGCAAGAAACUCGGCAUCUUGAUUGAAGCAUACUCGCCUCUUGGCUCCGCUGGUGCUCCGCUCAUGUCGGACUCGGAAAUCCAACAAAUUGCAGAAAAACACGGCGUCUCUGCCGCAACCAUUCUCAUCAGCUACCACACCAACAAGGGCGUGGUUGCGCUGCCCAAAUCCGUCAGCGAGAAGCGCAUCUCGGACAACAGACAGCUCGUCGAGCUCAGCAAACAAGAGUUGGCCUUGCUGGACGGUCUGGCUGCAAAGGGCAAGGCAAAGCGCAUCAACACACCCUUGUGGGGAUUUGAUCUCGGCUUCGCCGACUGGUAUGGUCCCGUGGAGGCCAAAUAG